Molecule: messenger RNA, 1722 nt
Organism: Lasiosphaeria miniovina
Lineage: Eukaryota; Fungi; Ascomycota; Sordariomycetes; Sordariales; Lasiosphaeriaceae
Exons: 6
Coding region: 1-1722 (573 amino acids)
Biological process (GO): transmembrane transport; carbohydrate transport
Cellular component (GO): membrane
Molecular function (GO): carbohydrate:proton symporter activity
Source: RefSeq, a predicted model, not a curated record
AUGGCUUCCAGCGAGGCUCCCGCUGAUGCCGUGCCCGUGGACUACCCGGCGGACAUGGUCGAGAAGAAUGACGGCGGUCACGAUGACCAUGAGCAGGCUGCCCGCCUCGAGGCUAUGAGCCUCGUUGUCGGCGGUGCCAAGAAUGCGACGCAGAGGGAGCAGAGUAUGACCCUGAUGCAGGGCGUGCGCCUGUACCCCAAGGCCAUUGCCUGGAGCGUGCUCAUCUCAACCUGCAUUGUCAUGGAAGGCUACGACGUCUGCUUGAUCAAUAAUUUUUACGCCUUCCCGCAGUUUAAGAAGAAGUACGGCGAGCAACUUCCGAACGGAGACUGGGAGGUGUCUGCCCCGUGGCAGGCCGGCCUUUCUAAUGGCGCCAACGUCGGGGAGCUCAUCGGCCUGCUCAUCAACGGCUGGGUGUCGGAGCGCUUUGGGUACCGGUACACUCUCAUGGUCUCGCUGACGCUCAUCAUCGCAUGGACGGCUCUGUUUUUCACGGCGCAGAAUGUCCAGACGCUCUUGGCGGCUGAAAUUCUGUGCGGAAUUCCGUGGGGAAUCUUCCAGACCCUCACCAUCACGUAUGCCUCUGAAGUCUGCCCCGUCGCCAUGCGCGGCUACCUGACCACCUAUGUCAACUUUUGCUGGGGGGUGGGGCAGGAAAUCGGUAUCGGCGUCAUCAUGUCCAUGCUGAAGCGGGACGACGAGUGGUCUUACAGGAUUCCCUAUGCCCUACAGUGGAUGUGGCCGGUUCCGCUCAUGAUCGGCAUCUACUUGGCUCCAGAGUCCCCAUGGUGGCUUGUCCGCAACGGGAAACUCGACGAGGCCAAGAGGUCUCUGCUGCGGCUGACAAGCACGGAACGCGAGACGGGCUUCGACGCCGACGAGACCGUGGCCAUGAUGGUGCACACUACGGCGCUGGAAGCAAAGACCACAAGCGGCGCCACGUACUGGGACUGCUUCAAGGGGCCUGACCUGAGGCGGACCGAGAUCGUCUGCAUGAUCUGGGCCAUCCAGAAUCUCAGCGGCAACUCAUUCUCCAACUACUCGACCUAUUUUCUCACACAGGCCGGACUGGACUCGACCAGCGCAUACGGCUUCGCACUCGGCCAGUACGGAAUUAACAUGGUCGGCGUGUUUGGUGCCUGGUUUUUGAUGAGCCGAGGCAUCGGCCGACGCUCGCUCUACCUCUACGGGCUUUGCGGGCUUUGCUGCAUGCUCUUCGUGCUCGGCUUCCUCGGCCUCAUACCCGAGGAACACAGGCGGGAGGGGUCUAUCGCUACGGGCAGCAUCAUGUUGGGCUGGGCCCUGACGUACCAGCUGACGGUUGGAACGGUCUGCUACUCGUUGGUCAGCGAGAUCUCGACACGGAGACUGCAGAUAAAGACUGUCGCUCUCGGUCGUGUCCUCUAUAUUAUCGUGGGCAUUGUAUGCAGCGUCCUGACUCCCUAUAUGCUCAACCCCGGAGCGUGGGACUGGGCCAACUUCGCAGGGUUUUUCUGGGGCGGCAUCUGCUUUCUGUGUAUAAUCUACACGUACUUCCGGGUGCCGGAGCCGUCCGGGCGUUCAUUCGCCGAGAUGGACCUCCUUUUUGAGCGCGGGGUUAGCGCCCGCAAAUUUGCCGAGACCGAAGUCGACGUCUUCAGCGAAACGGUCGACAGCGACAUUGUGGACAACUACCACAUGGGCAGGAGUUCCUCACGCGCCGAGAAGGUAAAGGCUCCAUAG